GCUCGGAAUGGACACCGCGGGCCGCGCUCCGGGGGCAGCCAAGCCUGGCCGUCGUCGGAGAUGGCCUAGACUCUUGGCUGGCAGCCUACAGAUGCCAGGGAUCAGACUUGACGCGUCUGUGGGAGCUCUCUAACGGACUCUGCACCUUGGUCUGGAGGGGGCGCUCGUCGGCCUAGCUCAGGGCCAAGGCUCUGCAGAGAUGCCCAAGGGGUCAAGGACCCGGCCAGGGCUGGAAUUAGCCAACGGUUUUGGGAAAGUAAACCCUGAGACAGAUCCCCAAGGACAAAGAUGGGCUGCCUAAAGGACUCCUUCAAAGCUGCUCGAGCUGGUCCAACCCUCCAAGCUCUGGGCCGGCGGGGCCAACAAACUUUAGUGCAGCGGAGAGGCGGAGAUGGGUUGGAGGCUGGUCCCGAGAGCCACCUGCUCCGGCUCUGCCUCCGCCCAGCCCUCGCCCACCCUACUUCCCCCUCUCGCCCCCCUCCCCCGCCAUCAGACUCCUCAUCGCUCCUCUCCCUCCUUCUUCUCCCCCCUUCCCUGACUCCCUCACUUUCCUCCGGGGCUCUUCUUUUGUAUUCUCUCCUCCCUCGCCUCCCCGGCUUGUCUCUCGCCUCCUUGGGGCCGCAGGGGAGGAGGCGAGCACGCUGCACCCUGAGCCCGCGCGGCUCGCAGGGAGGCGCAUCUCCCACUUCUCCCGGGGAAUUUGGAGAGGGUCUGUGUGCGCGCGCGCGUGAGCUGGAGGCGAAAGCUGGUAGGAUCUAGCGGUGAGCAGAGGGUCAGGGUCUUUGACGUUCCUCGCCCGCCGCACAAACCUCACAGAGCUAGAAAGAGUGUGCCUGAGAGUGCGAGCGGAUACACGGGCUGGCUGCCCUUGGCUCGCUCGGUGGCCCGGGGCCCCGGGGCCCGAGGUCCCCUCUGGCGGCCCGGGAUUACCGUGACGUCACAUUGAGCCUCUGGCCACCUUGGACUGGGACACCUCGGGAACCUCACAGCCCCACGCUGUGCCGCACCUCAACUCGCCACCGCGCGCCUUUGGCACCCUGCGCCUUCUUCCUAACUCUGCCGAUCCAUGGGCCCUCUGCCUUCUGGACCCCACAGGCCGCAGGGGUUCAUUCCCAAUCGCCGUACUCGGCAGCUCAGCUGCCUCUGGCUCUGCCUCCAGUCCCUCCCAGCGGGCCAAGGAACUGGCGCCGAGCACCUGCAGCCCUGUAAGGAAACCAGACGCCACGCAGCUGGGGUCAUCGAAUCGCCCAGCUGAGCGAGGGACUCCAAAAGAAAGGAGAGUCCGGGAAAGCCAGCUGCUAUGGCCUUCCCGCCCUUUGGACACCCGUAUAGCAGUGCAUCCCAGUUUCUGGUGUCUGCAGGGUCCAGUGCCACUUGCUGUGAAACAGCCCCUCGGUCAGUGUCAGAUGUGGCCUCAGCCUCCACCUCUGCCUCUACUCUUUGCUGCACACCCUACGACAGUCGACUGCUGGGCAGUGCUCGGCCAGAACUGGGUGCCGCCUUGGGCAUCUAUGGAGCACCCUAUGCAGCUGCUCAGAGCUACCCUGGGUACCUGACCUAUGGCCCAGAGCCACCCACACUGUGUGGUACACUGAAUCCUCAGUAUGAGUUUAAGGAUGCUGCAGGAAGCUUUACCCCCAGCCUCACCCAGCCAGGGGCCUAUUACCCCUAUGAGCCAACUCUGGGGCAGUAUCAAUAUGACAGGUAUGGCGGGGUGGAGCUGAGCAGCGCUGGCCGGAGGAAGAAUGCUACCCGGGAGAGCACCAGUGCGCUCAAGGCCUGGCUCCACGAGCACCGCAAGAAUCCGUACCCCACCAAGGGCGAGAAGAUCAUGCUGGCCAUCAUCACCAAGAUGACCCUCACCCAGGUGUCCACCUGGUUCGCCAACGCUCGCCGGCGCCUCAAGAAGGAGAACAAAAUGACAUGGGCUCCCAAGAACAAAGGUGGGGAGGAGAGGAAAGCAGAAGGUGGAGGAGAAGAUUCUCUGGGCUGCCUGAAGGGUGACACCAAAGAUGUUACUGCUAGCCGGGAGGCCCAGGGGCUGCGGCUGAGUGACCUGGAAGACCUGGAGGAAGAAGAGGAAGAAGAAGAAGCAGACGACGAGGAGGCGGCAGUCUCAACAGCCCGCAGGCUGGAAGAUUUUCACAAGAGCUCACAGUCCUUGCCUCCGCCGUGCGCCGCCGCUCAAGAGAGCGGGAUGGAGAGCAGAGAGUGCGGUCUGGCGGUACCCUGCUUCUCCUUUACUGAGGCCCCGCGAUCAGGAGAAGCUGACUUUCUUACCGCAGAGUCAAGCAGCCCCAGGAUGAUCGUGCACUACCCAAGCGGCCAGAAACCCCGCAUUUGGUCGUUGGCUCACACGGCGGCAGCCAGCGCUGUUGAAGGCGCUCCCUCAGCUCCACCCAGGGCCAGAAGUCCAGAGUGCCGCAUGAUUCCCAGACAGCCCAGCUCCAUCCGGCGACUCCUGGUCCCUAGGGACUCCGGAGGCGAAGAGGAUUCUUGUGCAGCCAAAGCUUUUGGAAACUCCACGUUCACCCUGCAGGGGCUGCCACUGAACUGUGCGCCGUGCCCAAGGCGGAGGGAGCCUGAAGUGCGGUUCCAAUACCCUUCUGGAGCAGAAGCAGGUUAGUGCAGUGGCUGCGGUUUGCAGAAGAAUUUUGGAACUGGCUGCUUCUGGAUUCACCUUCACAUUAAGAAGCUUCCAGGCCCUGGCAGGAAGUGGGAGCUCUCACUUCGCCUAAGACAAACACACAGAACUAUCCUAGCAGCUACCCUUGCACAGAGGGCUGGGGCUGGCCAGGGAGACGUGCACCUAAUCAGACGUGGAGGGAAGAGGGCAGUACAGCUCGGGAGAAAGCACUGUGUGUGAGCAGUGUACCUUUACCAAGUCUCUCUCCCUCCUCUGGACGGAAGGCAGGAACAGCAUCUCCUGCUCACCCACUCCUGCCCAGCCCGCUCACUUUGUAACUUCCUUGCUGAACGGUUUCUAAGGACUGUCUGUGUCUCCUUCCCCUUCCGAUUCCCAGGCUAUACCUUAAAAAUAACCAGCUGAACCCACGGUGUGCAGCCUAUCAAUGCCAGGGACCCUGGGAGAGGUCUGGUGGAGCUGGAGUGGGGUCGCAAUUGUCUUGAAGGCUUCUGGGGGCAGGGUUGGGGGCUGCCAACGUAAGUUCUGUCAAUAGCAUAGAGAUAAACUGAGGAAGCCACCCACAACGCCCAGGACACAGUGACACACCCCCCACACCCAAACUGUACAAGCCAGCAGCUGAAGAGUAGAGACAUCAGAAUAUUUGCUGAGGAGCAACUUUUGUUCCCUUGUGGUCCUGGGAUUGUAAACUUACUGUGCUGACAUCCAUGAAGAGAAACUUGACGGUCCUUUGGCCCACUGCUUCUCUAGAAAGCAACAAUGAAAUGGGGCUGUUUUGGGGAGUUUAGAGAGACCACAGAGUG
This is a messenger RNA of Meriones unguiculatus (Mongolian gerbil), 3447 nucleotides long. RefSeq names its product iroquois homeobox 6 (gene Irx6). The coding region runs from base 1301 to 2626 and encodes 441 amino acids. The transcript has 6 exons. Gene Ontology annotation, molecular function: RNA polymerase II cis-regulatory region sequence-specific DNA binding; DNA-binding transcription factor activity, RNA polymerase II-specific. Gene Ontology annotation, cellular component: nucleus. The record is from RefSeq and is a predicted model, not a curated record. NCBI's taxonomy places the organism in Eukaryota, Metazoa, Chordata, Mammalia, Rodentia, Muridae. Gene Ontology annotation, biological process: regulation of transcription by RNA polymerase II; cell development; neuron differentiation.